Molecule: messenger RNA, 1120 nt
Organism: Drosophila albomicans
Lineage: Eukaryota; Metazoa; Arthropoda; Insecta; Diptera; Drosophilidae
Product: putative glutathione-specific gamma-glutamylcyclotransferase 2
Exons: 1
Coding region: 74-1003 (309 amino acids)
Biological process (GO): glutathione catabolic process
Cellular component (GO): cytoplasm
Molecular function (GO): glutathione specific gamma-glutamylcyclotransferase activity; gamma-glutamylcyclotransferase activity
Source: RefSeq, a predicted model, not a curated record
UCGUCGCAGCUGAAGCUAGUUUAAUUGUAGUAGCGAAUUAAUUGUUGCAGUUGCGUUUGAGAAGCGGCGCCAAAUGUUGCGUUUUGUGCAAGGAUUGCGGCUGAGCAACAACAAUCAAUCAGCGCUGGUCGCUGACAUUUACCGCCACUGUUUCCCCCAUCUUCGAACGCAGGAGCAGCAACGAAAUGGCCAAUUACUGCAAAGCUUUGACAGCGAGCGCAGCAAUCAAACGGAAUGCAUAGCGCCCACAGCGGACGAUGUGUGGAUCUUUGGCUAUGGGUCGCUGGUGUGGAAGGCCGAUUUUCCCUAUAUCGAUCGCAGGCGUGGCUUUAUUUGUGGCUAUAAGCGACGUUUCUAUCAGCACAGCAUCGAUCAUCGCGGCAUACCAGAGAAGCCCGGCAGAGUCGUAACGUUACUGCCCGGCGACUUAGAAGCGGAUCGAGUCUAUGGCGUUGCCUAUCGCAUUGCAUCCUCGCAAAAGUCACAGGUGCUGGAUCACUUGGAUUAUCGCGAGAAGAAUGGCUACGAACGCUUCAAUUUGCACUUCCAUGAGUAUCCAGUUGACACAGAAGGCACGGCAAUAGAAGUCAUAAUGUAUAUGGCAACACAGGCCAACGAUUCCUAUGCAGGCGAUGUGUGGCAAGUGCCGUGCAUUGCGAAGCAAAUAUUUACAUCAGCUGGUCCCAGCGGGCCAAAUCGCGAGUAUUUGUUCAAUCUAUCGAUUGCCAUGCGUGAACUCUUUCCCGAUGUUAUCGAUGCACAUCUCACGGAGCUCGUGAGCUGCGUGCAGCGUCACAUUGAGCACGACGAACCGUUGUUGUUGGAGCGUGCUCUAUGCGCCGAAAUUGAAAACAUAUUAAACGUUUGCUUAGCACUUGAAACGCCACAGCAACAGCAUGAGGAGCUCGCACAGGGUUUGCAGGAGUUGCUGUUGCGCUUCCAGCGUCCUGGUUGGCGGGAAACCUAUCUGCAUCGACAGUUGCAGCAACUCGAAAGCUCUUGACGACGACGUCGGCGGCGCGCGUCUGAUUUUCAUAAUUUAUAUGAUGACUAGCAUAUGUAUGUUGCUUUAUGUUCAUUCCUUUAGUAUGAAAUAUAUGGUAUUGUGUUUGUUAAGCCA